Molecule: messenger RNA, 2341 nt
Organism: Spinacia oleracea (spinach)
Lineage: Eukaryota; Viridiplantae; Streptophyta; Magnoliopsida; Caryophyllales; Amaranthaceae
Exons: 4
Coding region: 327-1751 (474 amino acids)
Source: RefSeq, a predicted model, not a curated record
AAAGAUUCCCCCAACCUCUUUCUCGAUGACACUAAGUCACUGACCCGCGAAGACUUUGACAAGUCUAUCCCGCGCCAUUCUCCUCCUCUUUACUCAAUUUUGAUCAAUUUUCUCUCUCCGAAAAAUUCAAAUCUCCAGAAAAAAUGCUGUUUGAUCGAACAAACUCAACUUCAUCUCAAUUUUGAUCAAUUUUCUCUCUCCAGAAAAAUCCAAAUCUCCAGAAAAAAUCCCGUUCAAUCGAACAAAUUCAACUUCAUCAUCAACCUCGACUUCAUCUCAAUUUUGAUCAAUUUUCUCUCUUCAAAAAAAUUCAAAUCUCCAGAAAAAUGCUGUUCGAUCGAACAAACUCAACUUCAUCGUCAACCUCGACUUCAUCAAGAAGUUGGCCGAGCUCCAAAGUACUCGCAAUCGAAUGCAUUCGAGGAACUUCAAGAGCCGACGAAUGGAGCGGCGGAUUACUCCAAACCGGCGACAUCGUCGAGGAGAUUCAAAUCGGCGACCUUGUUCUUCGAUCGCCGUUCAAGGACGGGAACUCCGGUGUUCAGAAACAGCUCCAUAGUUGUUUCAAGAGUAAGGUUACGGAGAUCCGAGUUCGAGUUCGUCGCGGCGAGUUUGACUCGGCCGAGUUGAGUGCCUGUAUUGUUCCUGAAGGGAGGAAGAAGCGGUAUGUGUUGAGAGCGAUUGAUGAUCCUAAUUAUGCUGUUGCCUUCUUUGAUCGUUCUGAGGCUGAGUGCUUAAAGCUCCAAGCUUCUAGGGACUCCAGGUUACAACACGCGUUAAACAGUACUCAAAUCCAAGAUGGCUAUGUUGUAUAUCCAUGGGAAAGGAAGAUGCAAACGAUGCUACAAGUUCCUUAUUCGAGCAGCUUUUUCUCCAUCCUCUUCUUGCCAAGAGCUUCGGAAACAGGACGUGGUCGCUACAACGAUGUGGAGGACACUCUUGCUAGAGCCAAUGCAUGGCUGAACGCGUCUCAGGCAUCAGGGGUUCCAAUAGCCUUUACAAACGUACAAACAGAAUCUUUACUUACAAAGAUUUCUGGUGAAACAGCUUCUUCCACAGUGAGCACCUCAUCGUUAUCAGAUUUGCCAAACCUAGCCAAUGCUAGCCUAUAUGGAUUCGAGGACUACCACGGGGUCGACAUUGGAGUUGUCAGAGCAAUUCGUCUCUGGUACUCUCCCAUCCAAGAGUACCCAAUUGAGAUCAACAUAGAAGAGGGUGAUGUAAAGCUCGGUUUUGCUGUAAGUCGCACUGAAGAGGGAUUUAUUUACAUAUCAUCAGUUGUAGAAGGUGACGAAAAUGCCCCUUCUACAAGAUCAGGCCUCAGUGAUCUAUACAAAGAAGCAUCAAGAGACUCUAACCUUGUAGUGAUCUCGCGAGUAAACAACCAAAAAAUCCUUCCUUGGAUUGUUUCUCCGUCUAGUGGCAUACAAUGCUAUGAUACAGUUUCUCUAAGCCAGAAACUCUCCUUGCACCGCCAUGCUCGAGCACCCUUGCUUUUCCACGUUCUGUUGCAGGAUUCGCGACUUGUUUCUCAGCGAUCACAGAGUGGCCCUACUCCAUUAGCUAUGCCAUUGUGGCCUAGUAAUCAAAACCAACCUCCUCCUCCGCCACCACCCACAAUUCACCCUGGUGCUGGAAUUACAAUUACUGGUGAUGAAAUUGAGAUUGACUUGGGAUUGUCUAGAGAUACAGCAGGUGAAGAGUCUUUCCGGUUUCAUGAUUUCAAGCUGCCUGCUGACAACUGGGUGUAACGUAGGCUAUGUAGCCUAUGUUACCCGGACUUGGAUACCCAUAUCGGAUACAGGUACAUGUCCCAAGUGUCCACACUACUAUUUUGUGGAAAAUUUGUGUGAUUUUGGUCCAAAAUGAAGUAUCGAAGUGUCCAUAUCCAUGUCCGAGUGUCGAGGAUUCGACACAGGUAUUUGAGGUAAAAUGAAGAGUCUGGGCAACAAAGAAUGUAGGUCUUGAAAGUUACUUAUUUCGUAAUGAAGCGUGUGCCUGCAUGAUAUUGAUGUACAUGUUCUUUGUUCAGUGCUGAGAGACUAAAUAAGUUAGACAAAUGUGUGAGUGUGGCAGCAAAUUAUGUCGUCGCUGCUUGUAUACAAGGGAGUGUAAUUAAGAGAGUUAGUUUUCUGUGAAUGUGACUGAUAGAGUGAUUUGGGGGGAUGUAAAGAGCUGAUAAAAAUGAUCUAUUUUCUGAGGCAGUUUGGUGAAAUUGAUUGGCUUCUUUUGUUUUCAAUUGGGUAUUGGUCUGUUGUGUGUUGUACAUGGAGAUUGUUCAAUUUAUUGGUUUUUGUUUGCCAUUAUUAAUAGUAGAGAUUAUUUUUGAGAUGAUGAAUGA